This is a messenger RNA of Scomber japonicus (chub mackerel), 503 nucleotides long. RefSeq names its product DEP domain-containing mTOR-interacting protein-like. Bases 30 to 503 code for a protein of 157 amino acids. Gene Ontology annotation, molecular function: protein binding. NCBI's taxonomy places the organism in Eukaryota, Metazoa, Chordata, Actinopteri, Scombriformes, Scombridae. The record is from RefSeq and is a predicted model, not a curated record. The transcript has 5 exons.
CUCGCACAGCAGUCGCUCCCUCUAAAGAGAUGAAGGCAGGAGGAGCAGGUGGAGGUGGAGGCCGAUGUGGAGGAAGUCAGGGAGGAGCUCGGCUGAGGAGCAGCAGUGAUGGAAGCAGAUACAGCAGGAGAGGAGUUGGCCUCUCUGCUAACUCCUCCUCCUCUCCAGUGCUCUCCAACCCCAAAUCAGUCCUAAAGAGACCAGUGAGCACAGAGGAGCUGCAAACACCAGGAGGACCUUACAUGAAGAAAACAUUCACAAUUGUGGGCGAUGCGGUCGGCUGGGGGUUCGUGGUCAGAGGAAACCGGCCGUGUCACAUUCAGGCUGUGGAGCCCUGUGGACCUGCUGCUGCUGCAGGGAUGAAGGUUUGUCAGUUUGUGGUUUCGGUCAACGGUCUCAAUGUUCUGAAUAUGGACUACCGGACCGUGAGCCACCUAAUCCUAACGGGCCCCCGAACCGUGGUGAUGGAGGUAAUGGAGGAGAACCCGAACACGAACCACUGA